AAAAACCCUACAUUUUCGCUUAUCAUUUUUAAAAUAAUAAAAAUGAAUCAUAAACUACCCCUUUGAAAGAUUUCAUAAAUCUCCCAACAGCAAAACAUAAUCUGCUCCCUUUUUCCUCCAAAUAUUUUGAUGAUAAGGUGAGAGAAAUAACAAGAUCAAAAUAAUGUUCCCUUUCCAACAAAGUUGUGAGCUGUCUUUCAAGAUUAGGGAUGAGGGGGACCAAAAUAAUGAAAUAACCAACUUGGAAGAUCAGAUCAUGUUAGAAAAUAAUUCACUUCUUGGGUUCAAUAAUAAUAUUAAUAAUGUUAGUAUUAAUCCAGAAAGAGGACGAGGACGAGGUCAAGGGCGAGGGCGAAGAUCUUCUUCAUCAUUAGCUGGUAGUAGUAGUACUAAUAAUACUAUUGCUAAUAAUGAUGAAGUUGAAAAGAGGAUUCUGCAUAGAGAAUAUGAACGUCUAAGGAGACAAGAAAUGGCUAAUCUUUUUAAUUCUCUUCGUCAAACCCUUCCUGUUGAAUUGAUUCAGGGGAAAAGAUCAAUAAGUGAUGAUGUAGGAGAAGCUAUAAAUUACAUCCAGGACUUGAAGAAAAAAGUGAAGGAGCUUAAAGAGAAGAGAGAUCAGCUAAGACAAUCAGUAGAAUCGCCAUCAUCAUCUGGUAAUGAUGCUGGAUUAAGAGAUCAAAGCUGUGUGGUGAUUAGACAAUCUCUAGUUGGUUUAGAGAUAGAGAUUAGCGUUGGAUUUGAACAUAAAGAAUUCUUACUUUCAACUGCACUACAAUUAGUUAUCGAUGAAGACCUUGAAGUUGUGACUUGCACUUCAACCAAAUUUAAUGAGAAGUUAGUUCACAUUUUACAAUGUCAGCAAGAUGCUGGAAAAAUGAAGGGUUAGCAUAAUUAUCCCACUGUUUGAGAACAAGGGUGAUCCACAAGAAUGCGGAAACUAUAGGGGUAUCAAACUUCUAAGCCAUACAAUGAAACUGUGGGAAAGAGUGAUUGAGAAAAGACUUAGACGAGAGACGGUGAUUAGAAAGAAUCAGUUGGGAUUCAUGCCGGGAAGAUCAACCAUGAGCAGACUGAUAGAAAAGUAUAAGGAGCGAAAGAAGGUUAUGCAUCUAGUGUUCAUUGACCUGGAGAAAGAGUAUGAUAGUAUACCACGAAGCAUCAUUUGGGAUAGUCUCAAGAAUAGUGGUAUUUCACAAAGGUACAUUGAGGUAAUACAAGACAUGUAUGACAGAGUUUCGACUAACAUUCAAACACCGGUGGGUAUUACAGAGUCUUUCUCAUGCAAGUGGGCUACAUCAGGAAUCAGUUCUAAAUCUUCUCAUUUUUACGAUCAUUAUGACGGAAAUCUCUAAAUCCAUCUGAGAGACCAUACCAUAGUGUAUGCUUCUCACUGACGACAUUGUUUUGGUCACAGAAACUAAGAAGGAGGCUAACAAAAAAUUGGAAGAGUGGAAGCAAGCCUUGGAGGGUAAGGAGUUACAUAUAAGUCGCACAAAGACAGAAUACUUGUGAUGCGACUUCAAAUGGGACAGAAUCGAUAGGGGAGCCAGAGGUGACCAUAGGGGGAGAAGUUGUUGCAUGUACGUCCAAGUUCAAAUACUUUGGAUUAGUGAUCUAGAGCAGCGGGGAGAUUGAUGGAGACGUUUCUAAUCCUAUACCAGUGGAAUGGCUUAAGUGGCGAGCAGCAAUCGGGGUGCUUUGUGAUAAAAAAUUCCCUAGAAACGCGUUGCAAUUAGGCCGACUUUGUUGUACGGGACAGAAUGUUGGCCCGUAAAGAAGGUUUUUGAACAGAGGAUGAAAGUAAUAGAAACGCGUAUGCUGAGGUGGAUGUGUGGUAAAACUAUGAUGGAUAGGAUAAGAAAUCAAGAUUUUAUGGAGAAGUUAGGGGUUACACCUCUCUCUGUUAAGAUGCGAGAGAACAGGUUGAGAUGGUUUGGGCAUGUACAAAGAAAGACCCAUGAUGCCCCAGUAAGAAGUAUCGAAUGCAUCAUAGUGGAAGGCAAGAGAAGCCGAGGAAGACCAAGGAGAAUGUGGGAAGAACAAAUUAAAAGUGACCUGCACAAACUCCCCCUCUUUAAGGACCUGACCAGGGAUAGAGCCUAUCGGCGGCGCCUUAUCCACGUCUUAGAUUACUAGACAUGUCCAUCUUAACCACCGUUUGAUUAUGUUCUUUGCCUAUACUUAUCGUUCUUUACCGCCUCUCUUACCAUUAUUGUUUUUUAGUUAUUUAUACGUACUCUAUUUGUUGUGUAUAUUUAGUUAGUUGAUAAAUAUUCAUGGUUAACGUGAGUGUAAGUUGUAGGUUUUCGGAUAGUUGCAGGUUCAUUCUCUUUGAAGACCCUUCUUGAGUCGAGGGACUCUUUGACCGCACUCUCCUAUUGGGUAUGAGCUGUCGUCUAUCUUCCCUCCCCAGACCUUGACUAUAAUUGUCUAUGAGUGAGAUACACUGGAUAUGCUGAUGAUGAUGAUUAGGUUUGGCAUAGGGAAAGUACUAAAGUUAUACUUCUUAUAUAUCAUUGAAUUUGCUAGAUUGUACUCAAAAGUCUAUGCAUUAAUAUAGAAACUUCAAAUAAAUAUUCAUAUAUUUGAAAACGUAAAAUUAUAUAAUAUAACAUCUUUCAUAUGGUGAUUUUUGUAAAUUCUUUGCUUUUUCUUUAUAUAUAGUAUAUAACAUUUCCUUUUGCUAUUAACUAUAAGUUAUAGCUAUAUAGUUAAGCCCUUAGAAUAUUAUAUUAUAAAUUCUACCAGGCAAUGCCGCAACUGAAUACAAGUCACGUAACCGACCGUCUAAAGCCCUCAGAAAUAAAGAGUCAAAUUAUUAAAUAGUGCUAUGAGCAAUUUUUUAACUGAUUUAUUUAUAAACUAUUAUUAUCAUUGAAGUAAUUUUAGAAUAUAAUGUUACUACACAUUUUGUCUUGAAUUAUUUUUCUUGAACUGAAAACUUUUUUUUAUCUUUUGAUAUAACGAAUGGCCAUAUUUUAAAAGACAUUGCAAAAAUAAAUAGUCUCCAAAAUCUUUGUUCUAUCCCUACUACUAGGACUAUCCCUACCACUAGGACUACAAGCAUCACUAGAAGUUUUUGGUUGUCGCCUCAUAAUAUGCCAUAUUCUUUAAUAGAGCUGCAACCAACAACAUAAUCUUUGAAUUGUAGCCUAUGAUAAUUAAUAUGUUAUAAACAAGUGGAGAGCUUUUACAAAGUUUUGGAAAAAAGUUUAUACUUAUUUUUUAUUAUUAACAAUGAAAUGCCAUCUUCUUAUGAUUUAAACUAUACUUACAUU
This is a messenger RNA of Amaranthus tricolor (Joseph's coat), 3278 nucleotides long. Its product is annotated as transcription factor bHLH126-like. Gene Ontology annotation, molecular function: RNA polymerase II transcription regulatory region sequence-specific DNA binding; protein dimerization activity; DNA-binding transcription factor activity, RNA polymerase II-specific. The transcript has 3 exons. The record is from RefSeq and is a predicted model, not a curated record. Gene Ontology annotation, cellular component: RNA polymerase II transcription regulator complex. Gene Ontology annotation, biological process: regulation of transcription by RNA polymerase II. NCBI's taxonomy places the organism in Eukaryota, Viridiplantae, Streptophyta, Magnoliopsida, Caryophyllales, Amaranthaceae. Bases 164 to 886 code for a protein of 240 amino acids.